Molecule: messenger RNA, 1773 nt
Organism: Brassica rapa (field mustard)
Lineage: Eukaryota; Viridiplantae; Streptophyta; Magnoliopsida; Brassicales; Brassicaceae
Source: RefSeq, a predicted model, not a curated record
GACUAAAAGAUUAGGGUUAAUCAUGCUCUUAAAUCCCUACAUCAUCUCUCAUAGGGGUCAUUUAUUAAAAUAAUUAUGUAAUACUACUAAAAAAAAGUUUAAGAUGGGUCAAAGUAAAGGUUCGAACUAGUGUCAUGGGGGUCAAGCUAAUGGAUCUCAACCAAAUGUUCCGGCCAAAAUCAGUCAUACAUAAGCUAAACUCAUUUAUUUGCAGAAGUCAUGUGGGUCCCCUCUCCACCAUAUGGCUCCUGCCACUGGCCACAAAAACGUCAGCAAGCUUUUGUAUAGAAUAGAGCCUUCUCACAGACUCACAUGUCACACUACAAGAAAACGUAGCAGUAACAACGGCGUUUUACGACGAAAUUAUUUCCUCGUAAAUUUACAUCAGCUUUACAACGCAAUUACGACGCAACUAACUCAGGAGUCUCCCGAUGGAUUACCCGUCACAUUGUCCACCGAAGAAGCCGACAGAAUCUUCGAAGAGCUGGCUCCUAGAAAGAAGGGACGAAUAGUCGGUAUAGGCUCUGUUAACGAAGUUGCAAGGGCAACUUCGUCAUACACUUCGACACGGGAUGAAGAGACUUCUCAGAUGAAAGCUCGAAUGGAUAGCCAGCAGGUUCGUUUAGACUCUCUUGAGGAUUUGCUAGACGUGAUGGCCGUGGGAAAUCCGCUUAUGCAGAGAAUGUUGAGUGACAGACGAGCCGCUCUUGGGUUGCCAGUACGAGAUCCCCAAGAGUCCGAUCCAACCCGUCAACAGCCGAGCAACCCUACCGACUACUUCGAUGAUAUGUAGUUUUUUUAAUAUUUCGGUUUGUAUUAUGAAUUUAAAUAUUAUGACUUUUAAAUGCUUUUUUAAUAUAUGUUUUUUAUUUUCAUAUUUCGUUUUAAAAUUAAAAUAAUUUAAAAUUCCGAAUUUUAAAUAAAUUCAAAUAUAUAUUAUAAAAUUAAAUAUAUUUGAGGUUAAAAAAAUAUUCAAAAUCUAUAUUAUAAAACGAAACGUCGAUGUAAACUCGACGUAAAUAUUUACGACUGAUUACCGUCGAAACAUUUACGUGGAGUUUACAUCGAAAUAUUUACGAGGGUUUUACAUCGAAAUGUUUACGUGUUCGUUACAACGAAAGUAUUUACGUCUGCUUUACAUCGAAUACAUUACGUUGAGUUUACCACGAAUUAUUACGUCUCGUUUACGAUGAAACUAUGUCCUGCGCUUUACGAGGAAUAUAUUUCGUCUUAAAGUUAACAAGUCAUUUACAACGAAACUUCGGUUACGACGGGCGUUUUACGACGAAACGUAUUUCGAGGUUAAUGUGUCGUAACAUCCCGUUUACGACGAAGGUACAACGUAUAUUGCCCUCGUAAAAAAUAUGUUUUCUUGUAGUGUCACGUACAAGCACCUGCAAAAGCAGCAUCGAUGUGUCUCACUUGCAGAUAGAAACGUUCUUAAAUUUCUAAGUUGGUUACAACAAGUGAAAUCAGAUUUUGAUUGAUACAUGUCAAAUAUUAUUUUUAAAGUAAUACCAACUAGUUGUAGCCUCUAGACAAUAAUUUGACCCACGCCCCUAGAAAGAAAGAAAUGAUCCAUGUAUACUUUGCCCUUUGUUAUUGUCUACAGCCACUACAAUGCCUUCUGAGUCGUACGUUUCAAAUUUCUGAAGAUAGAAAAGAUAUCCAAAACUCAGUACAACUUCAAAUGCACUUGAAACAUUCUGAUGACUAAAGAUAAUACUGACCUGUAAGGACUUGAGUCAAGAGUCAAACAUAUUCUCUUUAGAU